This is a messenger RNA of Oxyura jamaicensis (ruddy duck), 4085 nucleotides long. RefSeq names its product IQ motif containing H (gene IQCH). Gene Ontology annotation, molecular function: protein binding. The transcript is spliced from 21 exons. The record is from RefSeq and is a predicted model, not a curated record. The coding region runs from base 54 to 3305 and encodes 1083 amino acids. Lineage: Eukaryota; Metazoa; Chordata; Aves; Anseriformes; Anatidae.
GUGGCGCGGCCCGCCUCGCGCGUCCCGUUGCUAGGAGCGCGGGCGCAGCCGCCAUGGCCGGCUCGGCGGGGCCGGGGAGGGGGGCGGAGGCCGCUUUGGUGCAGGUUCAAGAAGACCUUCACAAGCUUAAAGACAAAGUGAAAAAUAUCAGCUUGAAGGGAAACGUGAAAGAUGUGGAUAUCAGCGAUCUGGAAACAGCUAUUGAAAGAGCUGAACUUGGGCUGAGAAAACACGCUGAAAAUUAUUUAAAUGCUAUAAACAGACAAGUGUUAACUAUUUCUUCUACUGAUAAUAAAGAAGUACAUUCAAAACAGCCCUCUAAAUGGGGGCUUCAUUUUGGUGCUCCUCAGAAACAGCUUGUUUUACCUCGAGUGCCUGUUGAGCCCGUGACUGUCCAGGCAUGUAGCAAAUCAGCACUACGUAUUUCUCAAGGUUCACAGCACCAGCUGGAAAUGGAUAUGAAAAUUAUGCUUGACCCAGAGAUCCUCAACAAGAAAGCUGUUUUAAAACAACAGAGCCAUGAGACCAGGCUGCCCCUUAUAACCAAGAAAAGACCUGUUCCUAUGUGUAGUCAGAAGACAAUGAAAAGUCACACAGCUAGCAACCUUUGGGUUUUGCCUGCCUCUCACCACACGGAUUCUUCCUUACCCCUGUUAGAUGAAGAUCUAAAGAAAGGUAUUCUGAGCCUAACUGAACGAAGGCUUAUCCCUCCAGCAGCAAAGAUAACUCUCCAGACACCUCUGGUUGUAUCCAAAGCAGCUCCUCUCCAUGAAUUUCACAGGCAGCACAAGAAGUCAACUGUAGGAGAGAUUAGUACUAGGGUGGACCCUGAGAAUACAGACACUCUCACCUUUCCAAAUUCAAAGGAAGCAAUUGAUGGUCCAGAUUCCUCUAGCCAAGGUAAUACUGCACGACCUCUAUCCAGCAGCUCCAUGGUUUCGGCAAGAAAAUCAAAGCCAGCGUGGACAUAUCCAGCUCAACAGCGGGAGUCUGAGUUGCAGACUCCCUCUCAGACACAGGAUCCAUCCUUUGACUGCGAUGUCGAUGUUUGCCAUGGCACUAUAGACCAGAAAGCUCCAGGCUUUCUGGCGUUCAAGCAACAUUUUUGUUUAUCCUGGGGGAGCAUCGUCUUCUUUUUGGAACACUUGGAGAAGCUUCUUAAGGACUAUGCUGUACCGUUGGCUACAAUAAGCUGUAAAAAGUUGGUGGAAGUGGCAUCAAACUUUGUGCUUAAUGAGAAUCCCACCAAAGGUGACAUACUGUCAGUGAUAAAGAAUCGAUCAACUGUGGAAAAGAUCUUAAAUCGACCUGGCCAGAGAUACAAAGGCCAAGGGGGUACUGAAAUGGCUGCUAUAAAGAUCCAAGCAACAUGGAGACGUUACCAGGCCAGAAAAGCCUACGUCCGUUUCAGGCAGCAGCAGUGGGCAUCAGGUGUGAUUGCCAUUUCUUGGCUCUUGCAUAAUCACAUGGCACGUGUGAAAAAGACCCUGAAGGAAUCACGUCAGAGACACCUGGAGAAUUUUUACAUCAGGGCCAAGCAUCUGGCAGCCAACUGGAAUCGCAUCAGGACCUCCAGGAGGACUAUUAUCCAUAUCCCAUCAUUAGGAUAUUCCCAGUGCAUUCGUGAACACAUUCCUGAUUUUGCUCUUCAACAGAAUUUACAGAUGGGAAGACUGUGUGACAUACUGGAUGCCAACGUGGACGUCAUCUACAUCUGCCCCCUUCAUCUGAGUGAGGAGUUACUGCAGUAUUACAAUAAACUCCUGGGUCUGCAGGCAGCUGUUAGAUCUGGGAACCCUGAGGACAUGGGUGACCUGCAGGACAGGUUCAAAAUUCUCACCCCUGAAGCUAUAAGCAGCUUCCCUAAGCAUCACAUGUGCCUAGCCACUCAGCUGAAGUACAGUCCCAAGACAAUCAAAAGAAUAAAAAUCCUUAUCCAGAGCAGAGAUGCCUACAUUAUUGGAGGGGUUCCCCACAAAGAUGAUUUAGCAGUGGCUGACAUGUUAAAUGUGCCUAUAUUAGGCUCAGUGCCAGAAGUGGCUCAUCUCUAUAGUACCAAGUCUGGAAGUAAACGAAUUUUUGCCAGUGCUUGUGUGCCAACCCCUCCUGGAGAAUCUGACAUCUACAACAACGAGCAGAUGAUCAGUAUUCUCAGUCAGCUGAUCAUUGACAACAUGGAAGUGCGGCGCUGGUUGUUUAAAGUGAAUGAUGAAUCUGGAGGAAAUGGCACUGCCUACUGUGACAUUAUCCUGCAUAUGAAAUGCUACCACUGGGUUCAGAAGGAACGUCAGAAACACAGCCCUGAGAUAUGGAGUAAGAAGUGGGCACAUGAGCCAGCUUUGGUGAAGAUCUCCCAGGAGCUGCCGGGCCUUUUAGCACAGCACGUACAGCCAGUCAAUGAGAAACGAUUCCCUACAUGGGAAAAAUUCCUCCAAACAUUUCUUAGUCAAGGUGGUGUGAUAGAAGCCUUCCCGCUCUCAGAAAACGUCACGAACCUUACAGUGGAUAUGCUGAUAGAGCCAACAGGCGAGAUAACGAUAGUGUCGUCUGGAGACCAGCUCCAUGCUGAUGGACCUUUGCGAUCAUCUGGCACUACCAUUCCACAAUGUUCUGUUGAUCCAGCAGUUCUUAAUUCACUCUGCUUAAAAAUUGGAGAAACCUGUAAAUCGAAAGGAGUGCUUGGUUACUUCUCAGUCGAUUUUGUGACUUUCAUCCAUCCACAAACAAUGGAGCAGCAGGUAUGGGCAACAGACCUUGACCUUUGCUAUAGUGACCAGCUGGCCUUGACUCAGCUCAUGUUGUAUGUGACAGAUGGAAACCUGGAUUGUCGCUCUAGCCUCUUUGAAGUACCUCUUGGAUCAAAGAAAAUGAAAAGCCAAUGUACUCAGCAUAAGGAGACAAAAACUCCUUCUCCAGGAAGCAACCGCUGUGCAGUAGCGAGCAGUCAACUGAGGCACUCCAGUCUUUCCGUAAUCUACUAUAAUGUGCUCCUCCAGAUGUGUAAAGCUCACGGUGUUGGAUUUGACCUCCAGGAAAAACAGGGAACAGUUUUUAUAUUGUAUGACGAUCAGAAGCGAUACAGAUUGGGAAUGAUAACAAUCGGAGAGGAUCUCCAGGGGGUCCUCAUGACCUUUGCUCGCAAUCUCUUCAUCAUCCAUCAAGAAAUAUCAGCACCUAAUAUGCAAGGCGAGACCAAUUUUAAGAUGGCAAUUCGAGAUAUUGAAGCAAUUCUAGGAGUUACAGCAGAAAACAAACUGAAAUUGGAAAAAGAGCAACCUUCUGAAGCAGAUGCUCUGAAAAAAUAGUUAACCGAAGAUGUAAGUGCCUUACUCUAUGCUUCUGGGAAUCCUUUCUCAUCUGUAAGAACAGGUUUGGUUUUCCUUCUGCAUUGGCAUGUGACUAUUAACUGAGACCGUACCUAUCCAUGAUUUUUGAAUAGUCUUUAGAAGAAUAUUCCUUAUUCCACAAAAAUGAACUUCAGAAGAAAAGGAUCAUAAUAAAUAUCCCUGAUAUUCAUAUGGCGGAUCCUGAAGUACAGUAUUUGUUUUUAAAACCUUAUUAAUAGAAUCAGAGCCUCUCAGGGAGAGGAGACAAUGUACCUUGACCUGCAAAACGCAGACCUUUUAAUUUUACCAAGUGAUUCCUCCAUCAAGGCUACAGCUUAUAACUGACCUUAUUGUAGCUUCAUAAAGAUGGGUUAAUGAAUAUAAACAGUCCAGAAGAUCCCUAGCUAAUUCUCCCAUUGGUUAGUUGCCCUGACUGUUAACACCAGGGCGUUACACAUCGUCGGAACUUCCAGGAAUUGGAUCUGGUUAUGCUUCUGUCUGUGAAACUGAAGAACUGUUCAGUACAAAAUGACACCUCUCCGUGGAAGGAAUCUUGUUUCUUGAGUCAAAUUCUGUCACUGAUGUUACAAAAUGAAAAUGACACUUUCUUCUUUUAUAUGCCCCUGCAUGCACCUAGAGGUAUCAUGCUGUCUUUGUCAGUGUAUCAAAUCAGCACAUCAGACUCAAUUGAAAGGGGUCCUGUGAUCCUAAACUCCUUUGCAAACCUAUUGUGUUCUAAAAUACAGGCUUCUAACAUGA